This is a messenger RNA of Volvox carteri f. nagariensis, 2361 nucleotides long. RefSeq lists its product as uncharacterized. The transcript is spliced from 17 exons. Gene Ontology annotation, cellular component: recycling endosome. Gene Ontology annotation, molecular function: guanyl-nucleotide exchange factor activity. NCBI's taxonomy places the organism in Eukaryota, Viridiplantae, Chlorophyta, Chlorophyceae, Chlamydomonadales, Volvocaceae. Bases 1 to 2361 code for a protein of 786 amino acids. The record is from RefSeq and is a predicted model, not a curated record.
AUGUCGUUGUUAGCACCCUCUCAGCAGUGGAUCGUGGGCAUCUGUUCGGUCGUAUUCGACAUCGAUGUGGGGCAGCGCAUAGAGCACCUUGUCCCCGAGGCAUGUCUCUCAAAAGAGGAGCAGCACGAUGUGGCAUUCCAUUCAUUCCCGGACUCGAUGUCUAUGGAGCUGCAUGCUCGAACUUCCAUAAAGGACAGUACCUUCUUCUUCCGGAUAAGGCGGCGAGGCAGCCUGACGCGGAAAGGUCCCUCAGCUUCAGCAGCGCCAUCAACGACGGGGGCGGCGGCGGGGGCCAACCCUGACGAGGGCGGCAGCGGCAACAGUGGCGGCGCAGACGGGCCCGCAGCCCCAGGGCCGCAAGCGGCUACUGCUGCUGCCGAUGCCGAUGCCGAUGCCGAUGCCGCCGCACCGGCAGCCGUGCCUGCGAAUGGCAACGGCUAUGUCGUCCAGGACGAGCAGCCUGGCAGCAGCGGCGGGAGUGGCGAUCACCCUAACGAGGAGAAGUUUCUGUACGGCUUUGUGUUUUGUCGUCAACGCCAGGACGCCUCACUGCGGCGGGGUGGCGAGCAGAUGAGCGUGGUGGUGCUGGCGGAGCACCCCCUGUCCGCGGCGCUGCAGCCUCUGGCGGCGGUAGCGGGACACCGGUACUUUGGCAGCCCGGGCAGGGGGCCGCUGCUGCAGGUGUACGAGGAGCUGCCUCUGGCCUUCACCACCCUCACCGCCCGACUACCCGCGUGGGGCACGCUGCCGUACCCUUCCAACGUCACUGCGGCGGAGCAGUACGGCGGAAACACGUUGCCGUACCUUCGCAGCAACUCCUCCCGUACGCUACUGCUCACUGGCGGCGGCAGCUUUGCCGGCCGAAGCUCCUCAGGCCGGCAGACGGACGACGGCGGCGCCACCUCCGGGACGCUGCCGCCGCCUCUGCCGCCGCCUGGCGGCGGCGGCAGCGGCGCCGUCGGCGCCUACCGCACCUUGAGCGGCAUGUCUGGCGGUGUGAUGCUGUCUCCCGCUAGCAGCACUACCACGACCGCCUCGGCUCUGCUAUCGCCCGCGCCGUCCUUGCCCACCCUGCCGCCGCUGGGUAGUCCGGCGGCGACGGCGGCGGCGUUGGCGGCGUCUCCCUUCCUCAGCUCCUCGGGGGGAGCUCUGUACGACACGUUGCCGGGGGAGGAUACCAAUGGCACCCGGGGAGCCCCGGUAGCAAUCCCUCAGGGGGUCCACCGACGAGUCCCCUCCUCGCCCCAGAUGACGGCCGGGGAGGGGGCCACCAUACACGGCGUGUUCCACGAGAUGGACGUGUUCACGCCCCUCAGCGGCCAUUUGACUCGGCUGUGGCAGCUAUGGGAGAUGACACUGCUGGGCAGGGCGAUGAUGCUCAUUGCCCCCACACCGGGGGAGACGUCGGCGGGGGUGGCGGCGCUGCUCAGCCUGGUGGCGCCGCUGCCGUACGCCGCCGACUUCCGUCCGUACUAUUGCAUCCACGACAUUGCCUUUUCGCGCAUGGCCUCCCUCGGACUGCUCCCCGGUCCCGAGGCCAGGGAUGUGCCCACACUGCUGGGGGUGACUAAUCUGUACUUCAUUAGGGCCCUCCCCCACUGGCCCAACGUGUUGUCCAUUGGCAAGCGGGAGGGUGCGGUGGCUGCCGUACAACCGCCGGGAUCAUUGGCGGCGUCGCUGUCGCGAGCGAAUGCGGCCGUACAGGCUCUCCGGCAGCGCACCCAGGGAGCCUCCAUUCUCAUGUCGGGGCACACGGAGGCCCUAUGGUCCACGUAUAAGGCCCUGUGCCGCCCCGACCAGAACCUGCUGCAAAAGCUGAUGCUCCCCAAGCCGGGCGAUGUGAAGAGCAAGGUGGCGCGGAUCGCAUUCGUCAACAGCGACAUGAUUAGGCGGGUGGGCAGUCCUUCAGCAGCUGUGGAGCUGUACGCCCGCUUCACCUCCUGCCUCAACUUCGCGGCCUGGUUCGCGUCCCGGCGCCGCCACGUGGCUCACCUCAUAGCGCCGGACUGGUCGGACCCGGCGGCAAGUGGGCUCACGAAGCACCUUGACGAGGUGAAGCUGAUCGAGCUGUUCUUCUCAGUGGAGCAGCAGCUGAUGGAGGCGCAGGUGUCCAGGGGGGUGGGGCGGGGUAGGGUUGAGGUGGCGGCUCCCGAUGCCCCCGACGAGGCGGCCGCCACCGUCGCCCGGCUGCAGCGCGAGCUGGCCAUGCUGUUCUUCGGCUGCCGUAUGCCGGAGGAGCUGCAGCUGACGUGCGUGUCCAGUCCCGGGCGGAGAGCGCUGCUGAGCUCGCUGCCACUCAGUGCGGGGCAGACCGCGCGACUGCAGCAACUCAUGGACAUGCUGCAGGUCGGCGGCAGCUAG